AGUAGUCUUUACAUUAACUAAAAAUGGACGAUUUAGAGGAAGAUGGUCAACUCGACAUUUGUCGAGUUUGUCGAUGUGAAGCUACAGCAGAUAAGCCAUUAUAUCAUCCAUGUGUGUGCACAGGGAGCAUCAAAUAUGUACACCAGGACUGCUUGGUGCAGUGGCUUAAAUACAGCAGGAAGGAAUACUGUGAACUUUGUAAACACAGGUUUUCAUUCACUCCUAUUUACUCACCUGACAUGCCCAAUCGACUUCCGAUCAAGGAUAUUGUGAGUGGGCUUGUAACUAGCAUGGCAAGGGCUGUUAGAUACUGGUUUCACUACACACUUGUAGCAUUUGCUUGGUUGGGGGUCGUGCCUCUCACUGCAUGUCGUAUUUACCGAUGUUUGUUUACUGGUUCUGUCAGCUCUCUUGUUACAUUGCCUUUAGAUAUGUUAUCUACAGAAAAUCUUGCCGGAGAUUGUUUUCAAGGCUGCUUGGUCGUGACCUGCACUCUGUGUGCCUUCAUCAGUCUGGUAUGGCUGAGGGAACAGAUCCUUCAUGGCGGUGGCCCAGAGUGGUUGGAGCAGCUGGGCCAACCCAACAACCCUCAUAGGAAUCAUGGACUUGGGGCAGGCGGACUCAACUUGAAUCUCAUUGGUGGUUUGGGUGGCGGUGCUGGAGCCGUGCCAGCCAAUAACAAUGUUGCACAAGAGCCUGUGGAUCUGGUCAUGGCAGGCAAUGAGGAUGCUGGUGGACCCAUGGAAAUGGAAGAAGUUUUAGGGGAAGAUGGCAACAAUGGAAAUAAUGCAGCUGCUCAAGAUGAUAAUAACUGGAACCCUAUUGAAUGGGAUCGAGCUGCAGAAGAGCUGACUUGGGAAAGGCUUCUUGGUCUUGAUGGUUCUUUAGUAUUUCUGGAGCAUGUCUUCUGGGUUGUCUCUUUGAACACUUUGUUUAUUUUGGUGUUUGCAUUUUGUCCCUACCAUAUUGGUCACUUUGCACUGGUUGGAGCCAAGCUGAUAGAUUUGGUAAUGGCAUCCCAUUUUGAGGGUCUCUUGACAACAUUGGCUGGUUACCUGGUUAUUGCUGUUUCUUUACUGAUUAUCUACACUCUGUGUUCUCUGGCUAGACUUAAAAAGGUUCAACGAAUAUUUGGCUUGUGCUAUGUUGUAGUCAAGGUCAAACUCUUGGUUGUCAUGGAGAUAGGAGCAUUCCCGCUCAUCUGUGGUUGGUGGUUAGACAUUUGUUCAUUGUCAAUGUUUGAUGCCACUCUGAAAGACAGAGAGUCUAGCGUCCUCUCUUCCCCUGGAACCUCCAUGUUCAUUCACUGGCUAGUGGGUAUGGUCUACGUCUUCUAUUUCGCUUCCUUCAUCUUGCUGACACGCGAGGUCCUCAGACCUGGAGUUUUGUGGUUUCUACGCAACCUGAACGACCCUGAGUUCAACCCAAUUCAAGAGAUGAUCCAUCUUUGUGUCUUCAGGCACUUCAGAAGAUUCAUAGCAUCAGUAGUGAUAUUUGGUAGUGCUGUGCUCCUCAUGCUCUGGCUGCCUAUUAAAGUGAUAAGAAUUGUGUUUCCAGGAUUCUUACCCUACAGGGUGGUGGUCUCAAGCGAGGCUCCUGUCAGCGAGUUGUCCCUGGAGCUGCUGUUGUUACAGGUGGUGCUGCCCUCCCUUCUUGAAGCUGGCCAUACCAGGGCCAUGUUGAAAAAGUUAGUGGAAGGCUGGUCCAAAGCUAUGGCCUGGCUGCUAGACCUCAGGUCCUACCUGAUUGGGGAUGUGUCACUGGAAGGAGUGGACAAAAGCUGUAUUGUUGACAGUAAUGAACCCAAUCCUGAACCAAGGUUUAACAAUCCAGGUCCUCCACCAGCUCAAGAUAUUGGGGAUGGCCUCGGCGCUGCACAUCAAGCCAUGCUGCAGGGUGGCGGACCAACAGGAUUCCAGCCGUACAAGAGGCCAUCAUUCUUUGUGGCCAGGAUUAUUACUCUUGUCAUCCUAAUGUGCUUAACAUUUUUCAUGGCCAGUACAAUAUCACUGGUCCUACCCGUUUUCAUUGGGAGACAAUUGAUGUGGCUCUGGGUAGGAGACACUAAGAUCCAUGAGCUGUACACCGCCGGCUGCGGUCUGUAUAUCUGUUGGCUAUGUUUGAGAGUAUCAACUGUCAUCGCAGGCUGGUACUUGCAGGGUUGGGCUAUUAUAAAGGCCAAACUGAAACUGUGGGGACUUUUGAUUGUCAAGUCACUUGUCAUGGCUUUAGUUCUGUUGGUUGUUAUUCCACUUCUGUUGGGGCUGCUGUUUGAUGUGAUUAUUGUGGCACCUAUGAGAGUGCCACUAGAUCAGUCGCCAAUAUUUUUCCCUUGGCAGGACUGGGCCCUUGGUGUACUGCACAUGAAGAUUCUCACAGCUGUGGUGAUGAUGGGACCUCAGUGGUGGCUGAAGAGAGCAAUAGAGAGGGUUUACAAUGACGGCAUGAGAAAUUUAAACAUGAAAUUUAUCAUGGUCCACAUCUGUUUACCUGUUUCUACUUGUUUGGGCAUGGCGUUGGCUGUUCCCUACGUCAUUGCACACAGCAUAGUUCCUGCUUUUGGUGUCAGUUUUGAAACCCAAACACUAGUGGUGAGAAGGAUCUAUCCAUUUGUACUCACCCUGAUCUUGUGUUCAGCUAUGCUGGUGUUUCAGUGUCGGCAGUUCAGAAGACUGUACAACCAUAUCAAGGAUGACAAGUAUUUGGUUGGUCAGCGCCUAGUCAACUACAUCCACCACGCUACCAGCCAGGAAAGGAAGGUGAAUGCCGACCAGAUGGUGACAUAGAUGUACAGAUCUACUUAAGAAUGGGUGUGAAUGACGUUGAUCAUGAGUGUUGGCGGGAGUGUAAAUUAUGUGCAUUAGGUGAAUUUGAAAUUGAUGUUUGAUACAAUUGAAUGCUGUGGACGCGUGAGUUGUUGUUUUUUUGUUGAAGGAAGAAAUCUGAACAUCUGUAGAUAAUGUUGUGAAUAUGAUGCGUCUGUUCAUUCAAGGCUUUAGACUCUUUAUAUGACCUAUGUGCCCUGAUGUAUGGAGCCUGUGUAUAUUUUUGUUUCUGUAGACGUACACGGAAUUAUAAAUUUGAAGCAAAGAUUUUAUUUAUUCAUUUUGUUAUGACAUUUAUCUCUAGAGAGAGUUUGUGCUGAAUAUGGUUCACAAUAGACAGAUGAAGUCUGUUUAGAUCAUCUAACAUUUCAUUGUUAUUUCUGGGCUGUGCUGGGUCUUUAUAUUGUUUCUUUUUUUCCUUUUAUCAAUGAGGACGACUGCCUGUCUGUUUGUGCUGGACAGAUGUGUGAUUUAUUUUCAGUCAUUGUAUGGGAAACUUUUUUUUUCUUAAUUAUAUUCGUUUUGUUUAUACACUUGUCCAUGCCAUCAGGAAAAGUUUCAGUGAAAAUGUGUCGCUGGAUUGGUUUACUUUUUUUUUCUAACAAAAUAACAGACAUUCUUAAAGAAAUUUUAUCAUUUCAUUCUCUAUGUUGUAUGUUUCUUUUUUUUUUUUUUUUAAUGAAUUGUUUAAAAAAAAAAAAAAAAAAAAGAAGAGAAUGCACUCGCUGGAUACUUUCAAUAUUUUCUGGUGCACUUUGCAUUAUCAAUCAUGUUUCUCUCUCUAUACAUAAUUUUUGCUUAUAGCAAAUGAAGUUGCGUAAAUAAUCUUAUUUUAUAUUAAUUAUAAAGAUUUAGUUUGUAUUAAAGAUUUUGUUUUGGACAAAUCUGAUGAAAUAAAGAAAAAAAUAAAUUUGUAAAAAAAAAAAAAAAAGCCAUCAAUUAAGGUGAUUAAAGUAAAUAAUGUUUAUAAAUGUAACUAUAUACCAUUGUAAUUGAAAACUAAUAUAAAAUGUAAAAUAACAGAGUAUCUGAUCUUUGAUUUUGUGUGUGACCCAUUUUUCAUAACAAAAAACACUCACAUUUAAAAACAAAAAAGUUGAAGUAUAUAAAGGAUAUUACAAUUUAAAAUACUAAGAAGACAUUUAAUUAAACUAAGACAACACCUUUUGCAUACAAUAAUUGAAUCUACUGUGUAAAAUUUAAUCAAACUGCAAAGUCAAAAGUCCGGCUUAUUUCUUGAAUACUUGUCAAAUGUAAUGCAAAAUACAUAUUAAUUCAUAAUUUAGAAAGUCACAUUUCCCAUAAUAUAAUGUUUGUCAUUAACUAGUUUCAAAUGUCUGUGCUGUUAUCUAGUAAGUUAUGUUUCAUUUUGUCACUAAAAGAAAACUUUGUUAGUAAUGGAGGUUUUUAUUUUUCCCUGUUUCAUGGUGGCUGUAAUCACUUUGAGAAAAUACUUGAAGGCAUUUUUCUGUUGUCAUUAUCAUUCCUUGGGCCAUUGUCUUAGUCAGAAUAUUGAACAACUUGAGCUUCAGUACAAUUAUUUACUUGUCCAUAAUUUAAAAUGUGGCUAUUGUAUUAUAGAUUGCUUAGAGUUCAAUUAAUCCACAUAACAGCUACUCUCUUAUCAUAAUAUUGAUAAACAUGAACUAAAGCCAACAAACUUGAAUUAUAAUGUCAACUUGUUUAACCUAUACUUUCUACACAUGUCAUUGUAACUUGUGAUAAAUGCAAUAGACAAGAAUGGCGCAUACCCUUUGUUUAUGACUUGAUUUCUGGAAGCCUACUUAGAAGUAACUAAACUAACCUGCAGAUAGCAUUGUUGAAUUUGGUCUGUGUUGCUGCUUAAUCAAGUAGUUGACAAUUUCUUUGGAUCCACCAUUUUGUUUUGUAAGCAAACCAGCACUCGAAUACAUUGCUCAAGAGCAUCUGCUAGAUGACCUUUGAGACCACAGCUGGUGUGAACCAGUUUAAAAGUAAGGGAAUACAGGGUUGAGGUUUCUAAAAAUCAUCCAAUGUUCCAAACUUUCUAUUGUAAUUGUAAAUAAAAUCUAUAAAUAUUUGGCUUUGUAAUUAAUUGUUCCCUUUGAAUUGAGUAUUAUCAUUGACUUUUUGAAUCUUUUUUUUUUUUUGUUCUGUAGUGUAAACUGCAUGUUUUUUUUCUUCAAAAAUUUUGUUUAGCGAUAUUACAUUUUUUUAAAACCCAAAAUACAGUGCUUUCAAAUUGCUUGAGAUGUAUAAUUUUAAGAUUUAUUUUUUUUUUUUUUGCAAAUAACAUAAAUUAAAACAAACCUGAAACAAUGUUAGUAACAAUUCUUUGAAACCAAACUAAAUUUUUUAUUUUAGUGCUCGCUCUAAACUUAAAUUACAAAUCAAAGCUCCAACUACUGAUAAUUGAAACUUUUGACAGUUGAAUCUAGUACCAUGAUGGAUCUGUUCAUUGUUAAGUAACUCUGUUUCAUCUCAUUCCACAUAUCGUCCAAUCCAUUGUGUUGUAUAUUCUGAUAAUUUCAUUUGGUAGUUGGCUGCACUCAACAUUUUAUUACACAAUAAAAUAUUCAGGACAAUUAAUUCAUGCAUCCAUUGCUAUAAUUCAUCAUUGAUUUUAAGUUUUGAAAUAAUUUCAUUGAUGUGGAUACAUGCAACAAUUAAUGUAACGAGCCUGAAAGAAAUGUCCAGUGACUUUUGGUCAUUGAGAAAUUAAAAGUCAAUCUGAUAAAAAAAAA
Biomphalaria glabrata is the source of this 5548-nucleotide messenger RNA. RefSeq names its product E3 ubiquitin-protein ligase MARCHF6-like. Gene Ontology annotation, cellular component: endoplasmic reticulum membrane. Gene Ontology annotation, molecular function: zinc ion binding. Bases 24 to 2786 code for a protein of 920 amino acids. Lineage: Eukaryota; Metazoa; Mollusca; Gastropoda; Planorbidae. The record is from RefSeq and is a predicted model, not a curated record. The transcript is spliced from 25 exons.